UUUCUUAUGUUGUUCUUUUUUUUAUAGAAUUGGAAAUAAAAUGCUUGGAUUACAUGAACCAUUGGACUGCAGGAUGAACUUCCCAGGUGUUCUGGACUUACGGACAGGGAAAGCAGGGAGUGAUGGCUGGUCAUCACCAAAGAGCGAGUGCUCAAUUUCUCCUCCUCUGCCUAUGAACGUUGUCUCUCCGACGAUGGCCAUAACACAGAGGGUUCUGGAGGCGGCGAACACACCCCAAGGGACUAGGCCUUUCAAGGCGUACCCCAAAGACCCGCUGUCCCUCUCGUCCUCGAACAAUGAAGCCUACGUUCAAUUCCGGCAACAGAUGCUCGCCCAGGUACGGAGCAGCAAGUGCGCCAAGAAGAGGCCAAACAGCCCCCAGCAACCUUCGUCCAGCGGCGGUGAGACAGAUGACAAAGACGCAGCCUACUGGGAGAGAAGGCGAAAAAACAACGAAGCUGCCAAAAGGUCGCGCGAUGCCCGUAGAGCCAAGGAGGACGAGAUCGCCAUCCGCGCUGCCUUCCUCGAACAAGAGAACCUCAGGCUAAAAUACCAAGUCGCCGCCUUAAGCGAUGAAACCGCUAAACUCCGUUGCAUGCUUUACAAAACCGAACAUAAUCUUAUAUAACACUAACUUUUUAAUUGUACUAUAAAAAUGUAAAUAUUGUUUUAUCAUAAAUGUAAUUCAGAGAGAAAAGUCUGAUGUUGUACAAAAAUCCAUUGCGUAUUCUGCUCAGUGAUGGCCAACAAAUCUUAGUUUUAAGGUUGUAAAUUUUAAAUAUAUAAUUAAUUAAAAUUCGUAUUUAUUUUAAGAGCAUUGUGUGAUUUUUAUCAAACUUUUU
Messenger RNA from Cimex lectularius (bed bug), 842 nucleotides. RefSeq names its product cell death specification protein 2-like. The coding region runs from base 41 to 628 and encodes 195 amino acids. The transcript has a single exon. Gene Ontology annotation, cellular component: nucleus. Gene Ontology annotation, molecular function: RNA polymerase II cis-regulatory region sequence-specific DNA binding; DNA-binding transcription factor activity, RNA polymerase II-specific. Lineage: Eukaryota; Metazoa; Arthropoda; Insecta; Hemiptera; Cimicidae. The record is from RefSeq and is a predicted model, not a curated record. Gene Ontology annotation, biological process: regulation of transcription by RNA polymerase II.